This is a messenger RNA of Postia placenta MAD-698-R-SB12, 834 nucleotides long. Its product is annotated as glycoside hydrolase family 128 protein. The transcript is spliced from 4 exons. Gene Ontology annotation, biological process: fungal-type cell wall polysaccharide metabolic process. NCBI's taxonomy places the organism in Eukaryota, Fungi, Basidiomycota, Agaricomycetes, Polyporales, Adustoporiaceae. Bases 1 to 834 code for a protein of 277 amino acids. Gene Ontology annotation, cellular component: fungal-type cell wall. The record is from RefSeq and is a predicted model, not a curated record.
AUGAAGCUCUCCACGAUUGCGGCUUCAUCCUCCAUUCUUUGCGGCGGCAUCGCUGCUGCUGCACAUGUCCCCGAUUUCCACAUGCACCAUAAGCGUGCGCUUGACCGCCGCACCACCGGAGCGGCGUUCUCGAGCGGGAUCAAGCGCGGCCUGGCGUUCAGCGACGCCUCCUUGACGCAGCAGUUCACCUCCGAACAGGUGAGCUGGGCAUACAACUGGGACUCGGAUUACUCUGGGACGCUGCCCUCGGGCGUGGCAUAUAUCCCGAUGCUCUGGAGCGCAGCCCCGGAGCUCACCUCGAAGUGGCAGGCCAACGCCGAGAGCGCCAUCGCGAAUGGCGCGCCGUAUCUCCUCGGUUUCAACGAGCCCGACGACAGCACGCAGGCUAACAUGACGGCGCAGGAGGCCGCGGACGCUUGGAUGACCUACAUGGAGCCGUUCGCGGGCAGGGCCAAGCUCGUCUCACCCGCGGUCACGAACGGCGGCGCGCCGAUGGGCAAGGCGUGGCUGGACGCGUUCAUGCAGGCGUGCAGCCAGUGCACGAUCGACGCGGUCGCGAUCCACAUCUACGACUACUGCUCGAACGAGCCGUAUUACCAGAGCUACAUCGAGGAAAUUGCGCAGGCGUACGGAAAGCCUGUCUGGCUCACGGAGUUCGGCGCCGCUGGGUCGCCGCCGGAGAAGAUAAGCUUCCUGCAGUCAAUGACCUCGUGGAUGGACAAUCAGAGCUUUGUGGGGGCCUACGCAUGGUUCAUGGUUGCACCCCUCAACCUGGUCAACUCCGAUGGCAGCUUGACCGGCUUCGGACUCGCGUACCUUGGCGAAAGCCCGUAG